Messenger RNA from Nannizzia gypsea CBS 118893, 2517 nucleotides. RefSeq lists its product as hypothetical. Gene Ontology annotation, cellular component: plasma membrane. The transcript is spliced from 4 exons. Bases 1 to 2517 code for a protein of 838 amino acids. NCBI's taxonomy places the organism in Eukaryota, Fungi, Ascomycota, Eurotiomycetes, Onygenales, Arthrodermataceae. Gene Ontology annotation, molecular function: calcium-activated cation channel activity. The record is from RefSeq and is a predicted model, not a curated record.
AUGACGUCUCAGCUGCCGCUGCCAGCAGCCACCACUACACGCGCACUGGUAUACGCCUUUGCGACUAACCAACCCGAUGGGCCAAGGUAUCAGGACCAGACCCGGGGCCAGCGCGAUCUGCUCACUCAAAUCGUGAUCAGCGUCGGCUUUGGGCUCAGUGCUUUCAUCACAUUUUGCUUUUUACGGCCAAAAUGGAGUGCGCUUUAUGCAGCGAGACGGAAGAUGAGGACCGCUGCGUCCAGGCUACCCGACCUCCCCGAUUCGUUAUUUGGGUGGAUUCCUGUGCUAUUCAAGAUAUCUGACGAGGAAGUCCUCGCUUCAGGGGGGCUCGAUGCAUUCGUGUUCUUGUUAUUUUACAAAUACUCCAUCCACUUUCUUUCCAUCGUCUUUUUCUUCUCUGUCGUCGUGAUUCUCCCUGUACGGUAUUCAUACACAGGCGAAAGAGGAUACCCGUGGGAUGGUGACCGCGGAGAACAACCUGGUGGUGACUCGGAUAAGAAGCCGAAAACAGACCCGACUUUCCUCUGGCUCUAUGUGGUUUUUUCAUAUGUAUUUACCGGAGUGGCCGUACACCUUCUCAUCAGCUACACAAACAGAGUCAUACAGAUAAGGCAGAAGUGUCUAGGCGGACAAACCACCAUGGCAGAUAGGACGAUUAGGCUAUCCGGAAUUCCAGUUGACCUACAAUCCGAGGAGAAAAUACAAGAUUUCAUCGAAGGGCUCGAAAUCGGAAAUGUUGAAAGUGUCAUGCUUUGCCGCGACUGGCGAGAGUUGGAUAGGCUAAUGGAAGAAAGAAAAUGCACUCUUCAACGUCUUGAAGAAUCAUGGGCCAAAUAUCUCCGUUAUCGAAAGAGCAAGCCUCGUGGUGUCUUGCCAAGUCGGGCAAACAGGAUAUCUCCGCAGAUUGAUACAGCCGAUACUUCAGAGAGUGCUCGGUUGCUCUCAGAUGAACCCAAUACGCAUCAGAAUCAUAUUUUCGAAAACCCAGGAGCUCGUCCUAGAAUCAGGAUAUGGUUUGGUCCGCUGAAGAUCCAGUUUAAAUCCAUCGACGCUAUUGACUACUACGAGGAGAAGCUACGGCACUUGGACGAGAAGAUCGAAAUUGCUCGCCAACAGGAGUGUACACCCGGAGCUCUAGCGUUUGUCACUAUGGAAUCUAUUGCUGCUUGCCAAAUGGCAGUCCAAGCUAUCCUCGACCCCUGGCCGAUGCAGCUUGUUGCUAAUCUAGCACCUGCUCCAGCAGAUGUUGUUUGGCAACAUACCUAUAUGUCUCGGACCGAAAGGAUGAUACGAGGCUGGACUAUUACAACAGUCAUUUGUGUUUUGACUAUAUUUUGGUCCCUAUUACUUGUCCCACUUGCCUAUCUUCUCAACUUGGAGACCUUGGAGAAAGUGAUUCCCCGGCUUGCAGAAGUAUUGUCAGAACAUCCAUUGCUCAGAUCACUGAUGCAAACUGGUCUCCCUACAUUGACGCUGUCUUUGCUCUCGCUGGCCGUUCCAUAUAUAUACGACUGGCUAGCCAACGUGCAAGGAAUGACUUCGCAGGGAGAUGUUGAACUCUCUGUCAUUUCAAAGAAUUUCUUCUUCACGUUCUUCAAUCUAUUCCUUGUGUUUACCGUCUUCGCGACUGCUUCAAAUUUUUACGGGCUUUGGGAAAACCUUCGCGAUGUGUUCAAAGAUACAACUACCAUAGCUUUUGCGCUUGCUCGAUCCCUUGAGAAACUUGCUCCUUUCUAUACCAACCUGAUCGUUCUACAAGGUCUGGGGUUGUUCCCGUUCCGUCUUCUAGAGUUUGGAAGUGUAUUCUUAUAUCCAUUCCAACGGAUGUUCGCAGUCACCCCUCGCGACUAUGCUGAUCUACGGAAGCCUCCCACCUUCAGCUACGGCUUUGCUCUGCCUCCGACUAUCCUCAUUUUCAUUGUCUGUCUUGUAUACAGUGUUUUCCCCAGCUCAUGGCUUGUCUGCCUUUUUGGAUUGAUCUACUUCAGCAUCGGCCAGUUCAUAUACAAAUACCAACUUCUAUACGCGAUGGACCACCAACAACAUUCUACUGGGCGAGCGUGGCCGAUGAUCUGUAGCCGGAUCAUACUCGGAUUAGUGGUGUUUCAAUUGACGAUGAUUGGAAGUCUUGCGCUUAGAUCAGCGAUUACGCGGUCCAUCCUAAUCAUUCCUCUCCUUGCCGCAACGGUCUGGUUUUCUUACUUUUUUACACGAACUUAUGAACCCCUAAUGAAAUUCAUCGCUCUCCGAAGCAUUGAUCGUCACCGCGAUGCCGAUAAUGAUCAAUCACCAACUCCCAGCUCAAACUUUUCUCCGCCUUCACAGUGGGAUAGAGAUGCCAUUCCUCUUCGACUACGCGGUCGAGAUAUCACGCCUCGACUAAGAAAAUAUAUUAACCCAAACUUGGUUAUCCCUCUAGACUCAGCCUGGAUUCCGGGACAGCCGGAGAAUUACGACAAUGACGUCACUUCAUUUUCACAGAAUGGAAUCUCGGUGGUAGAUCACGAAGCAGUUUAG